Messenger RNA from Fundulus heteroclitus (mummichog), 2954 nucleotides. It is a transcript of the gene tspan4a, whose product is annotated as tetraspanin 4a. NCBI's taxonomy places the organism in Eukaryota, Metazoa, Chordata, Actinopteri, Cyprinodontiformes, Fundulidae. The coding region runs from base 1504 to 2478 and encodes 324 amino acids. Gene Ontology annotation, cellular component: membrane. The record is from RefSeq and is a predicted model, not a curated record. The transcript is spliced from 7 exons.
UCGCACUGGCAGGUUUCGGGGACAGUGACCAAGGAGGGAUGGAGUGUUUGAGGCUGUGUGCGCGGUGGUGGGGAGAGCAUCGGAGCCUGUGAGAGAAAGGAGGAAAGAGAAGAAAAAAAAAAGGGGGACAGAUCAAGAGAGAGAGAGAGAGAGAGAGAGGAAGAGGGAGGGAGCUUCUGGGAGCGAUUCUGGACUAUCGCUCAAACACUGCAGUCUUUCUUUUGCUUCUCUGAGGAAACAGGGUUCCCCUUCCUGCCGCCUAACUCUCCUUCUUACUCCUUCUUCUCUGGCUGCGUUGCUAUGACCCCGACGGACACCUUGAUCUCCUUGACCAUUUAGAGAAGAGAGGAAACGAGCUGUGGCGGAGGAGGGAGAAGCAAGAGGAGGCGACAACCACACACUUUGCCUCUCUGAUGAGAGUCUGGAAAUUAAUUACCCACCGUCAGCGCAGAUGGGGGGGGUGGUGGCAGCGCAGAGAGGGGCGCAGUUAAUAGAAUAACUGAGAGUUGAAGGAGGGUGACUUUCUAGAUGUGUGAAGAAUAGGCUGUGAAGAGGCGGCGAGUAACCCCUGGGCACUUCUCAGAAACAAAAAGGGACAAGUUUGGGUCGAUGCGCGAAGGCGAGGAGGAAAUUAGGCAAGGCAGUAACUCCGCGGGGAGAUUGAUUCAAGAAGGCAGAGAAUGGUCCAGUCGCAAGCAUCCUUCACCCUUUCAUCCCUCUUUUCAACCUCUCUCUGACAUCCAUAACCGCAUCCUGAAAUCUCAUCUCGUCUCUUAUUAGUUUGUUCUUUUUGCUCGUCAGCAGAAGCACAUCAUCAGCCACAUUCACAUGCUGAACACUCAAAUGUUCCUAAGACCACAGCAUUCACAGCAAUAGGUCUGCUGCUUAGUGCCAGAAGUUGAUUAAGCCAUAUUAGAGGUGUCAUUACUUGCUGGACAUGAGCGCCAGCUGUGAAAGUUCUCGUGAAAGCAGGUAGGAGAUUUCUGGAUCAUUUUGGCUACCCGGUAACAGAUGGGGACGUGUUAAGCUCUCCGGUAAAUCACCUGAUUGAAGUGGUGUGAGAUGAAACUGCAGACCGGCUUAUCUCUCAGAGCUCGACACCUGUGUUUGAAGGAUUACACUGAGGGAAACAGGGAUGUGCAGAUGAACAUGUGCAUGUCGGGACAGUGUCCUAAAUACGCUGAAUUGUACAGGUGGUGAUGCCAGAAAGUGCAAGGUCUCCUGCUGAACGUAAUGACUCUAAAAGAUUAAAGACAAAUUCAGCUGGAGUGAACAGCGACACGCUAUCUUCAAUAGAUUGCUCUAGCUCAAGUGUGACCACAUUUAUGAUAUGAUUAAACCAGCAGCUUGAGGGUUUGUCAGAGGCUCAUAAUUAUCUUAAAAAUCAAUUUCUUUUUCUGUUCUUGGUGGAAUAACUCCUGGUACCCCAUUGUGGACUUGCCUCAGAGCUGAAGCACACAGAGUGACUAUUCAAGACUUUUGAAGGCUAAUUGAGCUUCCACAAUGAGACGCUCAAGCACCGAUGAGACUCCGUACCGACGCAGUCCAUCCCUGGACAGCAAACCCGACACCCCGCCGUUCACUUCUGGUUUUCACCGAUUCAGCGGGGAGUUUGAAUAUAAGAGACCUCCUUUUGCGUUCGGCUUCCACACAACGAAGGGGCCGAAGAACUCCAACGGGCGGUACGCCCAGGGGAAGAAGUAUGUGGUGUUUUACCUGGACCUCUCCUUCAUAUUCCUUCUAGAACUGCGGCGCUGCAGGAUGGCUGAGGGAUGCAUGAUGGCCCUUCGCUAUGGAAUGGUCUUCUUCAACCUCCUUUUCUGGUUGGGAGGAUGUGGCAUCCUGGGGGUAGGAAUCUGGCUCUCAGUGACCCAGGGAAACUUCGCCACGCUGUCAUCAUCCCUUCCCUCUCUGUCGGCAGCCAAUCUGCUCAUCGCAGUGGGGACAAUCAUCAUGGUGAUCGGAUGUCUGGGCUGCGUGGGAGCUGUCAAAGAAAGCCGCCCUCUGCUGCUGGCGUUCUUCAUCCUUCUCCUGCUAAUCUUCUUCCUGGAAAUUCUGUCCAUCAUGCUUUUCUUCAUCUACCAAGAUGAGAUUGAUCGCUAUGCCCAGAGGGACUUGAAGAAGGGCCUGCAGCUUUUCGGCACUGAAGGCAACGUGGGUCUGACCAACGCCUGGAUGAUCGUACAAACUGAUUUUCGCUGCUGUGGCGUCACCAACCACACAGACUGGUUUGAGGUUUAUAAUGCCACUCGAGUGCCAGAUUCCUGCUGCCUGGAGUACAGCGACAACUGUGGUCUCGACAACCCAGGAACUUGGUGGACUGCUCCAUGUUACGAGCGAGUAAAGGACUGGCUAAACGAGAACCUGGUGGCGCUUUGGAUCUUUGCUCUAUGCACAGCUCUCACUCAGAUCCUGGGUCUGGUCUUCUCCAUGACGAUGUUCUGCCAGGCGGUGAAAGUGGAGACUUUCUACGCCUAGUGAUGGACCCCUCUGCCCUUCAGUGUGCUCGGAUCGUUUCUCAUCUGAGAGGGACUCAUGCCCCGCUCCCCCCGUCUCCCAACCUUGCGCCCUCCUUCUCCAUUGAAAAACUUUUUUUUUUUCCUGAGCCUGUCCGCUGUGUGACAUUUGCUCUCGGAUGUCACCGGUUCACAGUAUUCCUGCUAACUAUCAACCAGCACAGUGUCAGUGUCGCCCCCCCCCCCCCCAGUCACGUUCCGCUCUGUGUUAAAAGCUCAUUUCUUGUGUUAUAUUUUAUCAAGCAGUAUUACAACCAUGUAUAAAACAAUGUAACCCUUUUUUUCUUUUUUUUUUAAAUAUGUGUUUUGCUUAAAUUAUUUUAAGGUUUGUAUGUGUUUUGAAAAUAGGAGCUCCAGCUGAGAAAAGCGCACUGGGUUUAGUGCUGCAAGUGCAUGUCUCCUGCAAUGAUGUGAAUUAAAUGUUUUGACUCGACGGAU